Molecule: messenger RNA, 1864 nt
Organism: Alnus glutinosa
Lineage: Eukaryota; Viridiplantae; Streptophyta; Magnoliopsida; Fagales; Betulaceae
Product: carotenoid 9,10(9',10')-cleavage dioxygenase 1-like
Exons: 13
Coding region: 29-1864 (611 amino acids)
Biological process (GO): carotene catabolic process
Cellular component (GO): chloroplast stroma
Molecular function (GO): carotenoid dioxygenase activity
Source: RefSeq, a predicted model, not a curated record
CGGCCGGUGAGCGAGCUAGGCAGAAGAGAUGGCAGCCUCAUAUAUGGCAUUUCAGGUGAAUUGCAGUAUUGAGGGGAGGCACUCGCUAUCACACCACUUUGACCACUUGAAGACCUCACUGUCCUCUGUUUUCAGGCCAAUUUUGAGAGAAUUGCAACAAGUUCCGAUGCAAAUAGAUGCUUCCAGAACCAUCCGGAAUGCUUCUCUGGAAAUAUUGAACGCCUUUGUUGAUUCGGUGUUUGAGUUUUCUGACCAGCCAUUGCUCCCAUCUCAGAGUAACUUUGCUCCUGUAGAUGAAAUGAAAGAAGCCCUUCUCAUAACCGACAUUAAGAUUCAAGGAAAAAUUCCCGAUAAUUUCCAGGAAGGUGUCUACGUCAGGAAUGGACCAAACCCUCUUUUUGGAGCACUGAAGUUGACAAAGUCCAUCUUUGGAAGGUCAAGCCACAUAUGGGUGGAAGGAGAAGGAAUGCUUCAUGCUCUGUAUUUUAAUAAAGACAGUGAUGGGAGGUGGAAUGUUGUCUACAAUAACAGAUAUGUUGAAACCGAAACUUUCAAGCUUGAAAAGCAAAGAAAUAAACCGUCUUUUCUCCCCGCCAUUGAAGGCGAUUCACCCGCUAUUGUAUCUGCUUAUCUCCUGAAUUUGCUGAGGUUUGGCAAAGUAAACAAGUACAUAAGCAACACCAACAUUUUCAAGCACUCGGGAAAUUACUACUCAGCUGCAGAAAAUCACAUCCCACAAGAGAUUGACAUUUUUACACUGAAAACUUUAGAAAAUUGGGAUAUCAGUGGAGCCUGGAAACGGGCUUUUACCAGCCACCCAAAGAGAGCUCCAGGUAGUGGAGAGCAAGUGAUUAUGGGGGUGGAUGCUAUUAAACCUUUCGUUGAACUUGGGGUCAUUUCUGCUGAUGGAAAAGAAUUGGUUCACAAAGUGGAUCUCAAACUGAAUAGGUGCAGCCUUUGUCAUGAGAUAGGGGUCACCCAAAGAUAUAAUGUGAUCAUGGAUUUUCCACUAACUAUAGACAUAAAAAGGCUUAUUAGUGGAGGCCCAUUAAUAAAAUACUGCAAGGAAGAAUAUGCAAGAAUUGGGAUAAUGCCUCGCUAUGGUGAUUCGGAUUCAAUCCAGUGGUUUGAGGUGGAAGCGAAUUAUACAUUUCACAUUGUCAACACUUUUGAGGAUGAGGAUGAUGAGGUUGUAGUAUGGGGGUGCAGAGCCCUUGAUUCAAUCAUACCAGGGCCUGAUGCGGGUUUGAAUAAAUUUGAGUGGUUUUCCACAAGACUUAAAUCUAUAAAUUCUAGGGUUACUGAAGAUCAAGAUAGUGGGGGUUGGAGUAGGGAGGAUGGACUAUUAUUUUCUCGUUGUUAUGAGUGGAGAUUAAACACGCGAACCGGACAAGCUAGGGAGAGAAAUCUCAGCGGAACUGAAUUCUCAAUGGAUUUUCCUAUCAUCAAUCCAAAUUUUACAGGUGUUAAAAAUAGAUAUGGAUACACCCAAGUUGUUGAUUCCCUCGCGAGCUCCACCUCCGGGAUGGUUAAAUUCGGAGGUCUAGCUAAACUACACUUUGAGGAGGCAGACGCAAGACUUUGUUCGAGUAAUGGAAAUUUGGAAGAGCUGAUGAUCAAGGUGGAAUAUCAUCUGUUCGAGGAAAACACCUUUUGCACGGGUGCUGCCUUUGUCUUUAAAGAAGGAGGUUUUGAAGAAGAUGAUGGUUGGAUCAUCACUUUUGUUCACAACGAAGAUACUAACAUCUCUCAAGUUUAUAUAAUUGAUACCAACAACUUUUCUGGUGAGCCCCUUGUCAUAAUCACAUUACCAUGUAGAGUUCCAUAUGGAUUUCAUGGAGCUUUCAUGCCAAUCUCUCAUUGA